UGGUUCGAGUUUUUUGUACUCCCCGCAUUGUAUUAUCGCUACUCACGUGCCUGGCUUCCUAAACUUGACCUUUAUUUGCAUAGGUUCCAACCUUCCUACCCGAUCCAAAACCCUAACCCUAAUUAUUUGAAACAAUCGUGACAACAGACAAUCAAUCAAUCGAUUGAUCAAAUAUUCUUUCUCUACCUUCUUCCUUCAGUCUGAAUCUCAAAACAGAUCGCGUUAUUCAGACAGACAAUCAAUCAAAAUGGUGUUAGCACAGCUAGGAGGGAGUAUUUCGCGUGCUCUUCAGCAGAUGAGCAAUGCCACCAUCAUCGAUGAAAAAGUUCUGAAUGAAUGCCUCAAUGAGAUCACGCGCGCUCUCCUUCAGGCGGAUGUUCAAUUCAAGCUGGUCAGAGACAUGUCUACAAAUAUAAAAAAGAUAGUGAAUUUGGACGAUCUCGCUGCUGGCCACAACAAGCGUAAGAUCAUCCAACAGGCCAUAUUCAAUGAGCUUUGCAAAAUGUUGGAUCCUGGGAAGCCGUCUUUUACUCCAAAGAAAGGGAAAGCAAGUGUAGUCAUGUUUGUAGGUUUGCAAGGGUCUGGGAAAACAACAACAUGUUCAAAAUAUGCAUAUUACCACCAGAAGAAGGGCUGGAAACCAGCUCUGGUGUGUGCAGAUACAUUCAGAGCUGGUGCUUUUGACCAGUUGAAGCAGAAUGCUACUAAAGCUAAAAUUCCUUUUUAUGGAAGCUACAUGGAGUCAGAUCCUGUUAAAAUUGCAGUAGAAGGUGUUGAAAGAUUCAACAAGGAAAAUUGUGAUCUGAUAAUUGUAGAUACCAGUGGACGCCAUAAACAGGAAGCUGCGCUCUUUGAAGAAAUGCGUCAAGUUUCUGAAGCAACGAAACCGGAUCUUGUUAUAUUUGUUAUGGAUAGCAGUAUUGGUCAAGCUGCAUUUGAUCAAGCUCAAGCAUUCAAACAGAGUGUUGCAGUUGGAGCUGUGAUUGUUACUAAAAUGGAUGGUCAUGCAAAGGGAGGUGGCGCUCUUAGUGCAGUUGCAGCAACAAAAAGUCCUGUCAUAUUUAUUGGAACUGGAGAGCAUAUGGAUGAGUUUGAAGUUUUUGAUGUUAAACCAUUUGUCAGCCGUCUUUUAGGCAUGGGUGACUGGUCUGGGUUCAUGGACAAAAUUCAUGAAGUUGUUCCUAUGGAUCAACAGCCUGAGCUUCUGCAAAAGCUUUCCGAAGGGAACUUUACCUUGAGGAUUAUGUAUGAGCAGUUUCAAAACAUACUCAAAAUGGGUCCUAUUGGCCAGGUUUUUUCGAUGCUUCCGGGAUUUAGUGCAGAGUUAAUGCCAAAAGGCCGUGAGAAAGAAAGCCAGGCAAAAAUAAAACGUUAUAUGACUAUGAUGGAUUCAAUGACUAAUGAAGAAUUGGACAGUUCUAACCCAAAACUCAUGAAUGAUUCACGAAUAAUGCGGAUAGCGAGAGGAUCAGGUCGUCAAGUUAGAGAAGUAAUGGAAAUGAUGGAGGAAUACAAGCGUCUUGCUAAGAUCUGGAGCAAGAUGAAGGGACUCAAGAUUCCUAAGAAGGGAGAAAUGAGUGCCUUGUCCCGAAACAUGAAUGCACAACAUAUGAGCAAAGUCCUUCCUCCACAGAUGUUGAAGCAGAUUGGUGGCAUGGGUGGCUUACAAAACUUGAUGAAACAAAUGGGGUCUGCUAAAGACAUGAUGGGGAUGUUUGGAGGUGGUGACAAAUAGAAUCUUUCCACAACCCAACAUCGAGCUCAAGCCAUUGCCAAAUACCGACUAUAAACAUUAUUUGGCAGGAGGAGAAAGCGUCUGGACUUCCAAAAGUCAGGUCAUUAAUGCCCGCUGCUUUGCUUUUCUGUAGUAGUUUUAUUAUUUUUAAUUUUUUUUCAGGACAAUUUUUAUUUUUUUUACCUCAUAUAGAAUGAAAGACUUGUUUUAUUUUUUGUAAAAUUGAAGCAAGCAGCCAAAAUUUACCAUUGUAUGUAUUCAGGGCAAGCGGCCAAAUUGUUCAUAAGAAUUGAAAUGAAGUUUCAGAUCACA
This is a messenger RNA of Cornus florida, 2047 nucleotides long. Its product is annotated as signal recognition particle subunit SRP54 2. Gene Ontology annotation, biological process: SRP-dependent cotranslational protein targeting to membrane, translocation; SRP-dependent cotranslational protein targeting to membrane. Gene Ontology annotation, molecular function: GTP binding; endoplasmic reticulum signal sequence receptor activity; GTPase activity. Gene Ontology annotation, cellular component: signal recognition particle, endoplasmic reticulum targeting; cytosol. The record is from RefSeq and is a predicted model, not a curated record. The coding region runs from base 248 to 1735 and encodes 495 amino acids. The transcript is spliced from 9 exons. Lineage: Eukaryota; Viridiplantae; Streptophyta; Magnoliopsida; Cornales; Cornaceae.